AUGUGGGGGACGGUCUGUGUGUUGCUGUGUGUCUGUGUACACUCUCUGGCAAUGCCCAUUGGUGGACAACGCAGCUCGGCCCGAAGUAAAGUCCUGCUGAUUUCCUUUGAUGGCUUCAGGUGGGACUACGACAGAGAUGUGGACACACCUAACCUGGACAAAAUGGCAGAAGACGGGGUGAAGGCCCCCUAUGUGACCCCUCCCUUCCUCACCAUUACCAGUCCGACUCAUUUUACACUGCUUACAGGUAAAUACAUAGAGAACCAUGGCGUGAUCCACAACAUGUGGUUCAACACCAGCACCUCUGAGAAGAAGUCAUAUUACCAAACACAGUUUGUGAAUGAUUGGUGGGACAACGGCACCCUGCCAAUCUGGAUCACUGCUCAAAGACAGGGUCUGCGGGCGGGUUCACUCCACUUUCCUGGAACAGCAUCAACCUACCAAGGUAAGCGCAUUGAGGUGCAUGAGGUGGAGCCAGCCUUCUAUAAUUACAGCAAUGAGACCUUAUGGCACAAGAACAUUGACAAGGUAAUGGGCGAAUGGUUCAAAGAGAAAGACCUGGACUUUGUGUCCUUGUACUUUGGUGAACCGGACAGCACAGGCCACAAGUAUGGUCCAGACUCUCAGCAGCGCAGGGAUAUGGUGAAACAGGUCGACAGAGCGGUGGGCUACCUGCGAGACUCUGCCGAGACCAAUGGCCUCACCCAGCGCCUUAACAUCAUCAUCACUGCUGACCAUGGCAUGACCACUGUGUUCCGUGGUGGCUUAGUGAACGAGAUUGUCUUGUACAAGAUCCUGGGAUUCUCCUUCAAAGAUCUGGAUUUUCACCUGGUGGACUAUGGACCAGCUGGCAUGCUCCUUCCUAAAGAGGGUAUGCUGGACAAAGUGUAUAAUGCUCUGAAGGGUGCUCAUCCACAUCUCCAUGUCUACAAGAAAGAGGAAAUGCCCGAAAGGCUGCACUUUGCCCGGAAUGACCGCAUAUUGCCCAUAAUAAUCUGGGCUGAUUUGGGAUAUGUCAUUAAUGGGUACUUCCCUGUGCAAACCAACAAGGGAGAGCACGGCUUCGACAAUGACGAUUUGGAUAUGAAGCCAUUCUUUCGGGCAGUGGGACCCUCUUUUCGAAAGAAUGUUGUGGUGGAGCCAUUUGAGACAGUGCACAUCUACUCACUGAUGUGCCACCUGCUGGGCAUCACACCAGAACCCAACGAUGGGAACCUGGAGGUCACUCGUGGCAUGCUGCUUUCGUCCGAGCAAAAGCAGGAUAAACCAUCUGUUUUGUCUAACGUAUUUAUCGGCCUGGGUGCUGUGGCUGGUUUUCUGGUCAUCGUGUUCACUGUCGUUGUGACCAGAGGCAUCCUUAAGCGCAGGAGGAAAGAACAGAGAGUUGCUGAAUCUGAGAAAUCUGAAGACGCAAAACAAACAUCAUUGUAG
Molecule: messenger RNA, 1431 nt
Organism: Trichomycterus rosablanca
Lineage: Eukaryota; Metazoa; Chordata; Actinopteri; Siluriformes; Trichomycteridae
Product: ectonucleotide pyrophosphatase/phosphodiesterase family member 7-like
Exons: 7
Coding region: 1-1431 (476 amino acids)
Source: RefSeq, a predicted model, not a curated record